AUGGAGGCCAUCGUCGAAACCUCCCUCGAAGCCACCAACUACCUCGUCGACAAACACUUUGACAAAGGCUGGGACAAGUAUCAGAAAUACGUCAACGGGAAGAAAGUCGAAGAGGAGGUCAAGCCUUAUCGUCGCCCCCGCACUACUCGCCCAUCCGACACCGCCGCCGACUACAGCGACUCGUCACCUUCCUCGACGUCUAACAACCGUCUCGGACAGAGGACGCCCGCUGCCUCCCGUGGUGUGCAUUCAUCUGCCGACUUCAGUGGCGGUGCCCCUCUGACCGGUGCUGUACCUCCCGCGGUCGCUGGUGCCACCCUCGGUGCGACUACCUUUGCUGCAGCAUAUCCAUCAUCAGCAGCCCGGCGAACGCAUCGCAACCAGCUACCCUCACCCGAGCGCGAUAUAGAUAGAGAGUACCGACGAGACAGCAUCAGAAGUCUGCAUCAAGAGAGCGAAGUCAGCGACAGAGUCCUGCGAGAAUACGAGCGAGAAGUCGACGACCCAAGUCGCAGACCCGAAUCCGUUCUCCCCGACCGAGAUCUGAAAAAGACAUCCAUCAAACGAGACAGUGUCAUGACGUCAGGAUACAACGACAACUACACCCAAGGCGGGUACGCUGCUGAGCGUCCUCGCUCGCAGCCACCGCGCAGCAGAUAUUAUGAUGACGAUGACAGCGACUAUGACGAGCGCUCUGGUCGCCGAUAUGCGAAAGGCUCUGGCCGUGGAUAUGAAGAUGACCGCGACUACGAUCGUGUGUACGAGGAGACGGAGCGGUACAGGGGCCCUCCCGCCAACCGCCCAUGGGAUGGAAGCCGCCGAGAGAGCUACCGAUCUGGAUAUGACGAACCAUACGGUGCUGGUACUGUAGCUCAAUACCGUCGCUCAGAUGGUGCGCUCGACCGCCGCGAGGAAUCGUAUGUCAGCCGCAGGUCCAAGUCCCGAGGCCGUGACCGAGAUAGGUCGUACUCGCGCUCCCGCUCCAGGAGCCGAUCUGAGGACCGCGACCGUGGUGGCAUCAAAGACAAGCUCGAAAACACCUUCGACGUCAGUGGUCGUGGACUUGGUGUCGGUAUUGCCGGUGCAGUUAUUGGCGGACUGGCAGGCCGAGAAUUCGGCGGCAAGGCGCACCGCCAGCGCGAUGUCAUGCUGGGAGCACUCGUCGGCGGUCUUGGAGCCAACAUUGCCGAAAACAAGUGGCGUGAGUGGAAGGGCCACAAAGAAGAGAGACUGGAGCGUGAGGAGUAUGAAGCCUACGGAGGGAGGGACAUUGGCCGAAGCAGGAGCAAUGUGAGAUGA
This is a messenger RNA of Zasmidium cellare ATCC 36951, 1299 nucleotides long. RefSeq lists its product as uncharacterized. The coding region runs from base 1 to 1299 and encodes 432 amino acids. The transcript has 2 exons. NCBI's taxonomy places the organism in Eukaryota, Fungi, Ascomycota, Dothideomycetes, Mycosphaerellales, Mycosphaerellaceae. The record is from RefSeq and is a predicted model, not a curated record.